CGAGAGCUCCAAUGCGCAUGCAUAGGUUUUUGCUGCAUUUGUCAGUCUGUAGUUUUGGAAAAUCAUAGAACUUCUGUAGUUUCGGUGUUGUGAUCACUAGCCUCUACAAUUGUGUAAAUUCGUUUCAAAAUGGCUUUAAAGAGCGUUGUUGGAGCAAAAAUCAUGAACGACGUUAUACGAGCUGUAAAGAAAAAAGGUGAUUGGAAAGUCUUAGUAGUUGAUAAAUUAGGAAUGCGGAUGAUAUCUGCAUGUUGUAAAAUGCAUAGAAUAGCACAAGAAGGUAUCACCAUUGUUGAAGACAUUGAAAGAGCUCGCGAACCUUUACCAAAUAUGGAGGCUGUAUAUCUAAUCACACCGACUGAUAAGUCUGUCAGUCUGCUAAUAAGAGACUUUCCACUUAAUCGCAAUAUGUACCGUUAUGCCCAUGUCUUUUUUACAGAAGCCUGUGGUGAAGAAUUAUUCAAUGAGCUGUGUAAGUCUCCUGCUGCAAAAUACAUAAAAACGUUGAAGGAGAUCAACAUCGCAUUCUUGCCGUACGAAUCUCAGGUUUUCUCUCUCGACCUCCCUGAAACAUUUGCUCUCUAUUAUAAUCCAGCAAAAGCGUCUCACUCAGUAAAUUUAGAGCGUAUUGCUGAACAGAUCGCAACAGUUUGUGCUACGCUUGGAGAGUAUCCCAAUUUAAGAUACAGAUUUGAUUUUGAUAGAAAUGUUGAGCUUGCACAACUGAUUCAACAAAAGCUAGAUGCUUAUAAAGCUGAUGAACCAACCAUGGGAGAAGGUCCAGAAAAAAUGAGAUCUCAACUUUUAAUAUUAGAUAGAGGCUUUGAUUGUGUUUCACCUCUAUUACAUGAAUUGACUUUUCAAGCUAUGUCAUAUGAUCUUCUCCCUAUUCACAAUGAUGUUUACAAAUUUGAAACAUCAACUGGUCCUGAUGUUAAUGUUAAAGAAAAAGAAGUCUUACUAGAUGAAAAUGAUGAACUUUGGGUAGAAUUGAGACAUCAACAUAUUGCUAUAGUAUCAACGAGUGUUACGAAACAACUCAAAACAUUUAUUGAAAGUAAACGAAUGUCGGCUUCUGCUGAUAAAGCCAGCUUUAAAGAUUUGUCAGUUAUGAUUAAGAAAAUGCCGCAAUAUCAGAAAGAACUGAGCAAAUAUUCUGUUUAUCUGCACUUGGCGGAAGACUGUAUGAAAUGCUAUCAAGGAAAUGUUGACAAAUUGUGCAAAGUCGAACAGGACUUAGCAAUGGGAACAGAUGCUGAAGGUGAAAAAAUUAAAGAUCCUAUGAGAAAUAUUGUUCCUAUUUUGCUUGAUGGAGCAGUCAGCACGUUUGAUAAGAUACGGAUAAUUCUUUUAUACAUAUUAUCCAAAAAUGGCAUAACUGAAGAAAAUCUUGCUAAACUAAUACAGCAUGCCCAGAUCCCACCUUCAGAAAAAGCAAUGAUAACCAAUAUGGCUAUGCUAGGUGUAAACAUAGUAACUGAUGGUGGCAGAAAGAAGCCUUAUCAAGUACCCAGAAAAGAAAGAAUUACUGAACAAACUUACCAGAUGUCCAGGUGGACACCAGUAAUCAAGGAUGUUAUGGAAGAUGCUAUUGACGAUAAAUUAGAUGCCAAACACUUCCCAUUUUUAGCAGGCCGUGUUGCACAGAGCAAUUAUGGACGGCCAACACCUACAAGUGUAAGAUAUGGACACUGGCACAAAGAUAAAAAUGCACCAAAUAUAAAAAAUUUACCUCGUAUGAUUGUAUUUAUUGUUGGAGGUUGCUGUUAUUCAGAGCUCAGAGCUGCUUAUGAAGUAACAAAAGAAUACAAAAACUGGGAAGUAAUUAUAGGAAGUGAUCACCUUCUUACCCCAGAGGGAUUCCUCAGCGAUCUACGUGAUCUCACAAGCUAAACUUUGGUGUGUUUUUAAAACAUCCUAUUCAUAUAUGCAUGUUUCUUCUAGACCAGUUUUAUGUACAGUAUUCAGCUAGUCAUUCUCAUUCCUUUGUUUCUAUCCUAUCAAAUUAUCUACGUAACAUAUGCACAUAUGUAUGUCCUUCAUACUUGUGUACAUAUUUACACCCACAUAAAGGAUGUUUUUACUUCGGUAGCUUUUUAAGCUUUUGGGGGCAAAUUUUUUAACAGCUGGCAACUUGAGUAAUGUGAUAAUUAGCCACUGAUAGAUUGUUAGUGCAGCACACUACUUUUUCCACUCUGACUGUUGGGAUAUGUAAUCAAUGCAUUUAUAAUAGUCAAGAAAUAUAUAGUAAUUUAUAACAUGUUUUGUAAAAUAGAUUUCGAUUAAACUGAAAACACUUUUUCAUAGAUUCCUUAUAUUUCCUUUACACGAAAAUUGUGCUUUAAAUAUCAGGGUUCCCACGGUUCUUAAAAGUCCUUAAAAACUGCUGAAUUUUUAUUUUGGAAAAUAAGGGCCCUUAAAAUACUUAAUUUUAGUUUGAGAUCUUUAAAAGUCCUUAACUUAUAGUUGAUUUAAACAAUUUGAUCUUACAAAUAUAUUUUGAAACAAAAAGUCUGUCUUUCUUUAACUUAAGAUUGAGACUUUGCACAGAUGGUAGAGCCUUUUAAGAGACAAAAAGGGAUGUGUGUGAGGGGGACUACAUUCAAGGGGAAAAAGGCCUAUCUUUUCUAGUUCUAAUAAUGUUAAAAAAAAAUAUUCAUCCUUUCUCCUAAAAUGAGAAAUUCUGCAAGAAAAAAAAAAUGGGUGUGGGAGAGAGGAAGAUCGUACAAUUAUAUCAGUAACUACAAUAUAAAUUUUUUUUUAGAAAAAUAAAUGGGACUGUUAUUUGAGGGAUAAACAAAAACUACUAUUUUAAGGUUCAUUAUUUUUAUAAAAAAGUCCUUAAAAAACCUUAAUUUUUGCUUUGAUAAAAAAGUGGGAACCCUGUAUAGUUAAUUUUAAAAAGCUUUUUGUGAAAAUUAUUUAUUUUUUUUCUAUUGUGGUGCUUAACCUAUUUGCGUUACACGGGAGAGCGAAAACCAUGAGUUCGCAUAUAUGUGCUUAAGAUGCAAAUGGGUUAAUAUAACCCUUGUGUAACUGAUUCGAUCUCUUUUUAAAGUGGUGCUUAACCCCUUUGCAUCCCACGAAGGAGCGAAAUACGUGAGUUCGCAUAUGUGUGCUUAUGAUGCAAAUAAGUUAAUGUUGUAUUUUACUGAAUCAUGAAAAUAAUUACUUUCAAAAUUACUGUGAAAAAUGUCUAGAAUUUGUCUAGUAUCUAAAAAUGUAUUUGGGUCUGUUGAAUAAUUGUAUUUACAUGCUCAGUGGUUUAAAGAUUAUUCAUUAGAGUUGAUAUAACAGAGUAGCAGGGAUGCCACAUUUUAUAAAUUUUAAUUCUCACAAAUAAAUUUGAGUUUGAAAAAGGCUUGAAAACUACUGGAAAGUUCAGUUUCAUGAAUUUUUUUUUGUAUGUUUUUUAUUUGUGAGUUAUUAUUGUUUUUUAAAUUUUUAGCCAUUUCUUUAUUUUUCUGUCUGCGGGAAAUGUUUCAUUUGUCCCGCAAUUAAGUUCUAAACAAUGUUUUCGAUAAUACUAUUAAUCUGAUUAUUUUUUUAAACUUAUUUUUAUUUAGGAAACUAUAGCUGUGUCGUAUCUCACAGUUUAAUAGUACAAUUGUAAGUACUACUAAAAAUUAUUUCUCUCACUACAAAAAAAAAUAAAUUAAUAAAAUAAUGGAAAAAUAUAUUUGUUACUGCAAAAACUAUGGAACUCUAGGCCUGUGGCUGCAAAAAAAUCUUCCUAUUAAAAAAAAAUUGAAAAUAGUCCUGUUACUGCCGAAAAACACUGCAGUAGAUUGGCAUCCCUGCAAUAGUUUCUUUAACGUUAAAACAGCUUCAAUACAAUUACAAAUGAGUUGAAGUUAGUUUGAUGUUGUAAAGUCUUAAAGUAAGACUUAAAUUGAGCUAGAUAGUAAACAACUCCAUUUUCUUUCAAGAAAAUGAGUCAGAUUCUUAAGUUAUUCACGUAAUGAAGCAAAUUCUAGUUUAGCUAAUUGAACACCCUUUAAGAUAUCUGCAAAAGGAUUCAUUCUAAAAAUUAAACCGAAUGAAUCCAAGCAAAAAAAUAAAUACACAUUAAAUAGAAGUUUGUUUAGUUUGUACCUAAACUAAAUGUAUUUGCAGGGAUUUGAAUUAGUAAUUUAAAAAUGCUUGAUCAUACCUUAAAAAUACUGCACUUUAACAUUCAUUUCACAUUUUCAGUGCUAACUAUUAGUGUCAAAUUAAUUCUAGUUUAAUCAUUUUUCUAGAUUUUAAACAAUGUGAUAUUAGCUGCCUAUUUUGUUUUAAGAAAAAAAAUAGUUAGUGGUUUAACUUGUAUUAAUUAGAUUAAUUUAAAUUUUUCUUUGCAUGGCAACACGCAAUUUUCAUUGCGCUGUUAAUGCUUCAGGUCAUGUAGUUUUAUUUAGAACUCAACUUUAAUUGUAUAAUUAAUGCUAGGCAUGCAAUAAUUGCAAACUUUGUUUGAGUUUUUGUCAUGUUUAUAAUUGUUGUUAUAAACCCGAAACGGUGGUUGCUUUUUGCCACAAACAUAGUAAAUAAAAAGUGGAACUAUUAUGUCAUUCAUUUAUAAAUGUAAUUGUCAGUAUAAAUCUUAAGUAAUAAGUUUGUUUAUAAGUGUAAAAAUCUUUUGAAAUAAAAUUUUCCAUUUCGGUAUAAAUUUUAAAGAAGUGAAGAAUACUGUGCAUCAAUGAUAACAUAUUUCAACUUCCAUAUCAGAAAAAUCAAUAAUGCUCAAAUAAAAAUCAAAUUUCCCCUACUCUGGGAUUUUUUUUUUUAAUUUUAAUAAUUGUUCUUUUGUCACUCUUGGAAUUGUCCAUCUUUUGGAAUCUUGUUUUAGGAUUUGUUGACCUGUACUCAAAUACAAAGUUUUCUAACAUUAAUUUAUCACUGACAUUAAUUAUCUUACAUUAUUACCAUAAAUUUGUGUAUACAUUAAGAAAAAUAAUUUUAAUAUUGAUCUGUUGCAAGGAAAAAAACUUUAUUACAUUUGUUAUUUCAUUCUCUUGUUUUUAUGUUUUGGUAUUAUAUAAAAUAAAAAAAAGUUGUUUGUUAAUGAUAAUAUAAAUAUCAAGGAAUCUUACCUUGAGACUCGAUGUAUCUAAAAGAAAGAAACUUUGUUAUCAAUUACAAAUUUUAUCAAAUCAAGAGCACAAUAUGGUAUCUUAUUAAACUUAUUAUUUUCAUUCUUUCUUAAUAAUUUGUACUAGUACUAUUAUCUAUAAUAAUAAUAACCUGGUUUAAAGUAAAUUUCAAUAAGCAAUGAUUUUCGAGGAAGUAAAACUCUAGUAAUUCUUAGUUUUCAUAUUUUGAUAUACAGGCGUGGAAAAAAAACUUUAUUUUAUAUCUUUGAAUGUAACAAAUUAUACACAAAACUGUAAAAAUGAGUACUAGGGUUAGUGUUGAUUGAAUAAUCUACAUUUUAGCUUUUUUGUAGUUUUGUCUAUUGGUCUACGUUGUUAAAAACACUAUUUACAUCUAUGUCAUUUGUAUUGCUUUUGAAUGCUUGUGACUUCAAAGAAUAUAUCUAGGUGUUUAAAAAAAUUAAUUAGACUUUAAUUAUCAUUGUGUUUACUUCCGGUUUUUAUAUUCAUAUAUAUAAUGAAAAUUUUAAUAUUUUCGUAUAAAAAAAAUUGGAUGUUUUAAAGUCAUUUCCUCUUUGCUAAGACUUAUUAAUUUUCUUAGAGGUGAGUAAAGGAGGAUUUUAUUUGGUUGUUUGUUAGGUUAUUAAAAAUUCUAAAAUAUAUUUUAUGCGAAAAUUACAUUAUACAUUGCAUCAAAUGUGAAACUGUAGCAUUGAAUCUGCAGGAGAUGCUAGAGGCAAAGGAGAAAACUAUGUAAAGUUUGUACAUUUAGAUAAAUGUAUUAUACCAAUUAUAUUUCAUAGAAAAGGAAACACAAUUAUUUACAAGUUUGCAUUGUGAAAACAAACUUCUGACAAACAUUUUUUUAAAUGUAAUUUUUCCUUAUAAUUACUAACAAUGAAUGUUAAAAGAAAAUCUAGAAUGUCUUGAACUUUUACAUUCCUACUUGAAUUUUUAAUUAUGUAUCUUGCAAAGCCUUAAAAAAAUUUAUUUUACAUUCAAUAAUAUUAAUAUUUUUUUGCUUUUAUAAUAAAUCCAAAUAUUGUUUAAUAAAAUCUGUACCAUGUGUGCCUGAUCAAAAUUUUUGAGUUAAGUUUAUAAUCAUAGCUAUGGUUUUCACCUUUCAUACAUUCAUUAAUGGAGUAUAUGUUUGUAACAAAUAGUUCAAGAAUUGAAUGAUGUCUAGUUUAAAUCUAGUUAAAUUUUUGUACUGUGGAUGUGAAAUUGCUAUCUUUUUUAUGUUAUCAAAUUGUAUUCUUUUCAUGUUAAAAAGCUUAAUUUUAUCAAUAUUAUGCCUAGACAAUAGUUAAAUGUCUAGAUUUAUUAAUUCAGCGUCUAGAUUUUCAGCAAUUAUUAUAGAGAUGUUUUUUACAUAAAUAUUUUUUUAUAUCAAAUGUAUAGCUAGCAUUUAAAAUUACAAUUUUUCCUAGUUUAAUUGAAUACUUAUGAGGGAAAAUAUACAUAGGCAUGUGCAUCUGAAGAUGUUGUCAUAAAUGUUGAUAAAAUAUUUUAUUAUAAAAAUUAGCGUAAAAAUUAAUUCUAAAAUUAUGGAAUUUAUCCCAAAACUUUAGAUGACUUUUUUAUCAUCAGGAUUGAUGUCACAGCCCUUUGUGGGCCCGGCCUCCUUUAAAAGUAUUUUUUUCCUUUAAAUAAAAUUAAUAAUAAAAUUAAUAUUUUGUUAUGAACACGGCAAAAUCUUGGCAGUUUUUCCAUCUUAUUUUUUUGUUUAAAAUAGUGAUGUUUAUUCUCCAACGAUUUACUGUUGAUAUUUUUAUUACAUAGUGAAACAGGAAUUCCAAUGACAAAAACUUUUAUCGGAAAAAAGCUUCUCGAAGCUGAGCAUUGUGAAAUUAGAGCUCAUUCUAAUUAUUUUUAAAACAGGAUUCUUUUAAGUGCCCAUUCCGGGGUAAACAGGACUCACCUUUUAUCCAUCUGGUCCUCCACACUUUUUUUACUUAAAUUUAGAACAUACAUUUUACAAAAUAAUAAUCAAAGAAAUCAUAUAACUGAUUGGCUUAGUGAGAUUAAUCUCAUAAAUUUUGUCCUGAAAUCUUACUGCAAGUAACGUACUCUCGAACUUGGCGCCAUAGAUCUGGCUAAUUCCAAAAUGUAAACGUUGACAUAUUUUAUAUAACUACAGUGUGCUGUUAGGAUGGGCUAACUGGUGAAUGAAUAAAAAAAAUAAUUAAAUUGCUUUACUGGGGAGGAAACUAAAGAAUAAGAAGAAAUUAAUCCUUCCCCUGGACUUGGUGAAAAUGUCGGUGUGGCUUUAACCCACUGGCGAUUAAGCGAACGGGCAAAAUUGAAAGAAUGUUUCUCCCCAAUACACUAUUUCCCUAUCUAAUAACAUGGAAAAACCAGGCUUGCUAUGCAGAAAAGACUACAGGUUAAAAUAAGACUUUUUACGUGCAGAACCAUCAACGGGUUAAGUCUUAAAGAGAGCCUUGAUUUAAAUAAGUUUUUUUUUCCUUUUAAACAAAAAAAAUUUAUGUCAAUAAAAAAUUUAAAAACAUAGUGUGACAUAAUAAUUUUGUUUGAAGUCUAGUCUCAAUUAAUAAAAUAAUAUUUUGGUUUUUAAACCCGUAUUUGGAGGCAGCGUCGUUUGUGUAGAUCUAAAUAAAAGAUGCAGUUUCUGCCUAUGAAAAUAUACAUUAUAAAUAUAUUGUAUUAAUAUUACUAACUUUAAAAGUAGUAGUGUCAAAAACCCUAUUUAGCAUUUAAUAAUACUCAGUGUCUAAAAAUAUAAGUAGAUAUUUUAUCAUAAAUCAUGUUUAUGCUCAAUUAGAAAUCAGUAUUUUGAAAAGUGCUUUUUUUUUCAUGUAUAUGGACAGAUUACUAUUAAUCUGGAAUUAUACCAGUACUUAAGUUGAGAAGAUAAGAACACAUGAGAAAUUUUACUUUCAUAUUAAGCACUAGGAAGCUGAACAUGAUCACUUUAAUCAAUUUGCCUUGCGUUAACUCCAUUAAAAACUGGGACUAACUUAGAGGAUAAAUUGAGUGAUUUUAUUUAUAGUAUAACUUAUUUCUAUAUUAUAGAAAUUUAUUUGUGAUCCAUAUUUUAUUUUACUGAAAUUCUUUUAUAAGGCAAUAUUUUUAGAGAGCUGUUGUUUUAUUUUAAGAUCAUAUUUUUAUAAGAUUUCACUAUCCUUAAUGAAUUAUUAUUUCUAUAAUUUUUUUGGUCGUUUUCAGCUUUCCAAUGAAAUAAAUUAAACUGCUUUCUGGUGUCAGUAAGCCUAGCUGAUAUGAUCGAAUUAACUUUUUAAAAACAUACUUAGAUUUUUCAUUAUGUUUUAUAAGAAUAAUUUUUUUAUUUUUUAUAAACACACAUUAAAUUUUUCUAUUUAAUUUUUUUACUUAAAAAAGUAAACUUUUUUUCUUUUUUGAAUUGAAGUAAAAGGAAAUUUUCUUACUGAAAUUUUUCAAAUAAUUAGUAAAAAGUGGGUGUAAAACAAUUUUAUUACCUGUCUUUCAAGGGCAAUUAAACACAAUAAACUAAGUGUGACAGCCACUAUAUAUUAAGAAUUAUUUAAACUUAAACUGUGUUGUAUUUGAGAUUAAAGUGAUAGUCAGAAAGAGGAAUAAUUUCUUGCCCUAAUUGCAUCGCUGCCACUCUUUGCUUAUUAUUAGAAAAUUUUCAGCCCUGAAUUCUAAUGUAAACCAAAAGUAUAUACUGUUGAUAUUGGAUUGUCAUUCAUUAAUUUGACAAGGUUAAAACAUUACAUACUUAAUUAUAUAGUUACUUAAAAGAACUCUCAAACUGUUAGAGAAUUUGUACAGAAUUAUUUACUUGCAUACUUUCCCCAUACCUGAAAAUCUCUGUAUAUAACAUUUUAUUCUAUACACAAUAAUCAUUUUACCUUCUUUUUUUUUUGUGAUUACUUACAGUAUUUAUCAUUUGAUUUGUUUUUUGUAAAAUUGUUUACUUCCAUGAUAUAUGUAUAAAAGUUCUUUAUAAAAAAAAUGUUGUAGAAUUGUUAGUAUGUGUGUAAAAUGUUUGGUAUAACCAUGUCUUUUUCUUGUUAUUAAUAAUGCAGUGCUCAGAAUUGGGAUUUUAAAAAAGUAUUUAUGCAAUUUUAUUUUCCUUUAUUUAAACAACUUUAAGUUGUUUUAUUUUAAAUAAAUGGGGUUUUAUUUCAAGGGAGAGCAACUACUGUGAGUUUGGAUUCGAACAACAGAAGUAGUGAAAGCUAUUUAAAAAACUGUAAAAUUAUCAUUUUCCACUUCUUUUUUUUAACAAUCUGGAAAAAGGGAUUUAAUUUGUGAAUGACUCCUUACUUGAAAUAGGUUUUUUUAUUUUUUAUUUGGUGACUAACACUUACUUUAUCCCUCGUAAACAAAGAUAUUUGUUUGAUAAUUAAAAUUAAAUCUUCAGACACUUUUGUUAACUCUAAGAGUUGUUCUUUAUAUUAAUAAAUUUAUGUAAACUUAUUUUAUUGCUUAGAAUAAUUUUAAUCUUUGGAACGACUAUUAAAUUUUUUGCUUUAUAUUUUAUUGCAGAAAAUUAUAUCAGUUACAGUAGAACAAAAAACUUCUACAAUUUACCCUUCCUGUUAUUCAACUUAAUUAUCAUUUUUAUUUAACAUUGAAGUGUCUUUUUGUUUGUUUGUUUUUUUUAACAUUUUCCUGUAAAUUAACACAUUACUGAUUGCAGAUUCUUUGCUAAAAUGUGCUGUGAGACUGACCAAAAAAGCCUUAAAUGAGAAUUUUUGUUUUCAUAAACUGGAUAGAGUAGAAGAUAGCAAAAUAUUUUAAACAUUUUGUUGAAAUUCGCAAUUCAGUGUUUAAACAUUUUUCAAGCCAUCUCAAAUUAUUAUUAUUAUAACCAAAACCAUAACAAAAUCCAAAGGUUACGAAAAUAAAUUUACCCAGUGAAAUAUUUAAAACUAAAAAUAUGUUAUUUGCAAAAAAUAAGUUCAAAAGGAGAGUAUAAUUUCAUCAAGUACGUUGCACAGGUAAUUGUGAAAAAACUUAUCUGUAACCAUAAGGAAUAACAACAAAAACGGGAAAAUUUGCUUUCAUUCAAUUACAUUUGUAAUAUGAAAACAAGAAUUCUCGUGUUGGCAAUGGAUAAAUUAUUAUUUCUAUGUUAUUUGUUUUAUGUAAUCUGAAAAUUAGUGUUCCACUUUCUCAUUUUUGAUUUAAUUUUUUUUCCUUUCAAUAUUAUUGGAGCACUGCUAAACUGUAUUGUUCUAGUUAAAUAUAUGUAUAUUUUGAUGAAAGAAUUUAUCCAGUAAUAAAUACACCAGUAAAUAUAUAGGAUCAUGUUUUCUGUGAUAAUUACAUAUAGCUCAUAAAAAGUAAAAUACAGCUAUUUAACCCUAAUUAGUUAAGUGUUUAAACAUUAAAAGUACAUUUUAUUUCCUUUUUUAUCAGUACUCUUAUUAUAUAUGAGCUUAGCAAAAAGAUUCAUGCUUUUUAAACUUAAAUUAAGCAUUCAAGCUAAGAUGACUAUGAAUUUAUUAUUGUCAUAGAUAGUGUGCAUAGUACUUUGAUCACUACUGAAAUUACUUACAUUUCAUCUCUAGUCAUCCUAAUUCAACAUGUUGUUUCUAUUAGCUCUGUAAUAUGUAUCAGCAAAAUAAAGCAAGAAUAUCAUA
Parasteatoda tepidariorum (common house spider) is the source of this 10672-nucleotide messenger RNA. RefSeq names its product Syntaxin-binding protein Rop (gene Rop). NCBI's taxonomy places the organism in Eukaryota, Metazoa, Arthropoda, Arachnida, Araneae, Theridiidae. Gene Ontology annotation, biological process: vesicle-mediated transport. The record is from RefSeq and is a predicted model, not a curated record.